CCGCCCCUAGGCCUGACGUCACCCCGCCGCGCUGCCUCUCUGGGAACGGAACACGUUUUGGCGGAGAGAGAAGGAGACUCGGUCACUGUGAGUCCGGGGGGUUCGCUGCCCAUUGGCUGCGGGUUUAUACUGAUUGUGGCCCCUCUCGGUGCCCGUCCGUAGCCGCAUUGGCUCUGUCGCUCUGUGUGUAACAUCGGCGCAUUAGUCCCCCGAGCAGAGGGUGCAUGAUCCAGCGCAGGCUGCUCACUACUAUACGCAGGAUGACAGAGGAGGCCAAGAGGCUCGCGGGAUGCGCCGCUGUGGAUAAUCAUGUGAAGAACAAUCAGGCGCUUGGCAUUGGCAGCGGCUCCACCAUAGUUCAUGCUGUCAAUCGACUCGCGGAACGGGUGAAGCAGGAAAAUCUGAAUAUCGUGUGUGUCCCGACGUCUUUCCAGGCCCGGCAGCUGAUCCUGCAGAACGGAUUAGUUCUGAGCGACUUGGACAGACACCCUGAGCUCGACGUCGCCAUUGAUGGAGCAGAUGAAGUGGAUUCGGAGCUGAACCUUAUAAAAGGAGGAGGUGGCUGUUUGGCUCAGGAGAAAAUAGUGGCUGGUUGUGCCAAGUCCUUCAUUGUCAUCGCUGAUUACAGGAAAGAUUCCAAGAACUUUGGGGAGCAGUGGAAGAAAGGCGUUCCUAUUGAAGUCAUCCCCAUGGCUUAUGUUCCAGUGAUUAAAGCCCUGCAGAGUCGGUUUGGGGGUGUAGCGGAAUUAAGGAUGGCUGUCAGUAAAGCGGGCCCAGUGGUCACAGAUAACGGGAACUUUCUGUUAGACUGGAAGUUUGACAAGGUGCACGAGUGGAAAGCGGUGAAUACAGAAAUAAAGAUGAUACCAGGUGUGGUGGACACUGGUCUAUUCAUUAACAUGGCUGAGCGAGUUUAUUUCGGAAUGGAGGACGGGACGGUUAAAAUCCGUGACAAACCUGUGCAUUAAUGCCUGUGCCCCCUGCUGUGCCCGCUGUAACUGCCUGUGCCAACCCUGCUUCUCACAACGUUAUAUGCACUAGUGUCUGUUUUCCUGGCACUUUCCUUGGGUGGAACGGUACAAGUUUAAUGUUUCUGUGCAUCUGUGUUUCUGUUAUAGAGAGCUGAACCCUCCCUUUAUAAUACAGUUAUGGUUUAGUAAAUAGUGCACACACUGUACCCCCUUAAUAAAUGACAUAUAAUGCCAUUACACCAUUCCCAUAGCUAAUAGCCCCCACUUGCUCAGUGUACUCCCAUUGUGCAACAGCAACGGUUCAAGUUGGACAACGUCUGUCUUGAUUAUACUGAGCCAUAAAUGUAGCCAUUGCCUGUAAUACCACAAAGAAGAGAAUAAUUAUGUUUACGUUGCCAAAUUCUAAAGUUUUCCUUAUAUUUUUGUGCCUGAUAAAGAGUAAGAUAUAUUGUAUGAGAUUUUUGACUAAGUGCUAUUUCUAUCAUUUAAACUAGGCAUCUCAGACAGCGUAUGCUUACAUGGGCAGCACAUGCUUACAUGGGCAGCGUAUGCUUACAUGGGCAUACUAUGCUUACAUGGGCAGCGUAUGCUUACAUGGGCACCGUAUGCUUACAUGGGCACCGUAUGCUUACAUGGGCAGCCUAUGCUUACAUGGGCAGCGUAUGCUUACAUGGGCAGCCUAUGCUUACAUGGGCAGCCUAUGCUUACAUGGGCAGCCUAUGCUUACAUGGGCAGCCUAUGCUUACAUGGGCAGCCUAUGCUUACAUGGGCAGCGUAUGCUUGCAUGGGCAUACUAUGCUUACAUGGGCAGCGUAUGCUUACAUGGGCAGCGUAUGCUUACAUGGGCAGCGUAUGCUUAUAUGGGCAUACUAUGCUUACAUGGGCAGCGUAUGCUUAUAUGGGCAUACUAUGCUUACAUGGGCAGCGUAUGCUUACAUGGGCAGCGUAUGCUUACAUGGGCAUACUAUGCUUACAUGGGCAGCGUAUGCUUACAUGGGCAGCGUAUGCUUACAUGGGCAUACUAUGCUUACAUGGGCAGCGUAUGCUUACAUGGGCAGCCUAUGCUUACAUGGGCAGCCUAUGCUUACAUGGGCAGCCUAUACUUACAUGGGCACCGUAUGCUUACAUGGGCAGCGUAUGCUUACAUGGGCAGCCUAUGCUUACAUGGGCAGCGUAUGCUUACAUGGGCAGCCUAUACUUACAUGGGCAUACUAUGCUUACAUGGGCACCGUAUGCUUACAUGGGCAGCGUAUGCUUACAUGGGCAGCCUAUGCUUACAUUUUAAGCUUUAUAGCUGCUGUAUUGAUUCCCAAGUGCAGCAGUUCUAUGUAAAGUAAUACCAGUGACCCCCAACACCUACAUAAAUAUGGGCUCUAGUGCUGGGCAUCGCCCCGUCGCCAGUUAAUGGGCAGUAGGUUCUGAUGUUUAUGUGCCAAUCCAGUGAAUUGCACUAUGUCACAAGGAGAGGGGAAGUCAAGGUCGCUUGGCAGCUAUACUUGGGAAUUAGAGAAAGCGUAUAAUUGUCUGAGGGUUUUAGUUAGCCUUUAAACUGCACAAAUGUUUUGUUUGUUGUUGUUGAUCACAAGUGCCUUUAUUUACACAGUCCUUUGAGUCUCAUGUUGUUUAAUCCAGUUAAUGUUGAUUGAAUAUUGCCAUUCCUAUUCCGCUUGGAGUUUGGGCCGAGGUUCCUCAGCUCUGUGCCCGCUACUUGGGUAAAGGAACGUCUGUUUCUGUAAUAUCUGUAUGGGAGCAAAUGCCUGUCUGACUCCUACCGACACGGUAAAAGAAUCGGUUUAUUUUCCACUGACCCCGAGGGCUUGGGAACAUUCACACAGCGUUUUGGAGACUUCACCAGAACCAAGCAGAAUUAAACCAUUUACAAGGUCCAUUUCCAAUAACCACUUUAUAUUGACUCGAGGCAGCGUAAAGCCGAAAGCGCUGAGAGCAUUUGGAAUCUGGGGGUGACUGUCACUUUUUGGGUACAAAUGUAAUGAGAGCGUUACUAGCAAUGCAAUGUAAAGAAAAUGUCGAAUCCUACAAUAAAGAUUUCCUAUAAAAAA
Xenopus tropicalis (tropical clawed frog) is the source of this 3031-nucleotide messenger RNA. RefSeq names its product ribose 5-phosphate isomerase A (gene rpia). Gene Ontology annotation, cellular component: cytosol. The transcript is spliced from 10 exons. Gene Ontology annotation, molecular function: ribose-5-phosphate isomerase activity. Gene Ontology annotation, biological process: pentose-phosphate shunt, non-oxidative branch; pentose-phosphate shunt. NCBI's taxonomy places the organism in Eukaryota, Metazoa, Chordata, Amphibia, Anura, Pipidae. The record is from RefSeq and is a predicted model, not a curated record. Bases 225 to 968 code for a protein of 247 amino acids.